AUGGCUCAAAAUAACCAUGGCACCGAUGGCGCGUUGGACCGUAUGCUUCGUCUCAGUCAACGACAGAAAGCCGUUCCAGCCAUCUUCAUACAUGCCGGCGCCGGUUUCCACAGCCAUCAAAACGAACAUGUCCAUCUGGAAGCUUGUGUAGCGGCCUCCGAAAUGGGUAUGAAGUUCUUGAAAGCUGGUGCGACUGCAACCGAGGCUGUCGAAGCUGCUCUGCGAAUCCUCGAGGAUAAGGAAAUCACCAAUGCCGGCUAUGGCUCGAACCUAUCCAUUGACGGUACAGUCGAGUGUGAUGCUACAAUUGUUGACCACCUCGGCCGAAGUGGUGCUUGCGGUGCAGUUCCAAACAUACGCAACCCCAUUUCCCUUGCGAAACUCAUUCUAGAUACCAGUAGCCAGCCGCUUAGCCUUCGACGAGUCCCGCCAAACGCACUUGUCGGUGAAGGGGCUCGCAUUUUCGCCGAGGAGCAUGGCGUGGUUACCUUUGCGAAUGAGUACCUUGUCUCAAAAAACUCCCGCGACCGGUUCUUUCGUUGGCAAGAGGAUCUGUUACGGGCAGAAGAAAGGGUCCAAGAUUCUCGGACGGGUUUACAGUCUCCAUCUGUCACCAUGGCAUGUGUUCCUUGUCAAUACGACACGGCCCCAUCCGCAGAUACACGUAAACCAUUUCCUCGCGAACAUACGGCGGCAAUACUGGCUGGCACGUGGAAUGAGGGACAGCCUGACUCACCAUAUGCGGGCACUCCAGCUCCUGACUCUGCCAGCAUGCAGGAGGGUUCUUUCUUCUCACCACGGUCCAACGUAUCGCCGUCUGCCCCAACUUCGAAAUCACCCCGGCCAUCACCAAGAUCUCCCAUUUCUUCAGCCUCUUUGGCUGAGAGUAAAAUCAUCGGGGUCUCCCCAACACGAGCCAGAUAUAUUGACAGGCGGCCAGACGUGGUCGUAGACAGCCCAAGUCCAACAGGCACUAUUCGCCGGAAUGCCCCGGAAAUUUCGCGAUCAAACAACAGUUUCACCCUGGAAGCCUCGUCUCCAUGUAUACAGUCAAAUCAAUGCGACAACACGCCAUCAAUUCCGAGCGGCCUCCAAGGUGUAAAACGACCUUUUCAUGAAGAAAACCAACCUCGAGAGACUGACGGUCCAGUAGCUAAGCGCCAAGUGCGGUUGAACAGCCGAGACGAGGACAUGAUCACGGACACUAUCGGUGCUAUUGCGAUUGAUGAUCAAGGAAGAAUAGCUGCGGGAUCUUCUUCCGGGGGCAUUGGAAUGAAGCACCGAGGACGCCUGGGUCCUGCUGCCCUUGUUGGUAUUGGCACAGCUGUAGUACCAUGUGCGGAAGACGAUGAAGAAGGAAUUACUGUAGCUGCUGUAACAAGCGGAACCGGGGAGCAUAUGGCAACGACAAUGGCAUCACAAAGAUGUGCAGAAAGAAUCUAUACAGGAACACGACGAGCGCCAGGUGGCGGGGAUAUGCAAGACGACGAUGAGGACGCAAUUAUGGAGUCAUUUAUCUCUGAGGACUUCAUGGGCCACCCUGGGGUCAAGAAUUGCAACUCUCAGGGAGCUAUUGGUGUCAUGGUGGUCAAGAAAAGCCGAACUGGAUACUAUCUCUACUUUGCACACAACACAGAUUCCUUUGCUCUUGCAUCAAUGGGAGCGCUUGAAAAGGAGCCUCGUUGUACCAUGUCUCGGCUUCCUGACGGUGCUAAGAUUGCCAAGGGUGGUCGCAAAAUACGAAUUUCUUGA
Messenger RNA from Metarhizium brunneum ARSEF 3297, 1752 nucleotides. RefSeq lists its product as uncharacterized. The record is from RefSeq and is a predicted model, not a curated record. Gene Ontology annotation, molecular function: asparaginase activity; threonine-type endopeptidase activity; beta-aspartyl-peptidase activity. Gene Ontology annotation, cellular component: cytoplasm. Gene Ontology annotation, biological process: protein maturation. NCBI's taxonomy places the organism in Eukaryota, Fungi, Ascomycota, Sordariomycetes, Hypocreales, Clavicipitaceae.